Messenger RNA from Plenodomus lingam JN3, 393 nucleotides. The record is from RefSeq and is a predicted model, not a curated record. Lineage: Eukaryota; Fungi; Ascomycota; Dothideomycetes; Pleosporales; Leptosphaeriaceae.
AUGAAAUUCCUUGCCCAGAUCUUUUUCUUCGCUCAUUUAUCUGGACUUGCCUGGUCCUGCACUCAGUAUGGAAUUGGCUAUGCCUCCAGGGCAAACGAAACAGCUUGCGAAACCAGCGCCCCCAAAUAUCUGAACUAUUGCAGAGAUCUUGCGUUCGAAUACAACGAAUACAGCUUGAAGAAUAUGGUUCGUCUUGGUGGCACUAUAGCAGCACAUACCAACUGCGACCCUUGCAACCAUCCACAGCCACGGUGCUACUGCGAAGUCGGGUUCUGGCGUUACAAAGAGUGGCUUGGAACCGACGUCCCCAAACUGAACCAUACCCACCUGGUAUACAAUGAGGAAUCACCUAUGAGACGACUCUCAGGAAAAACAGUCAAAUGCGACACAUGA